CAGCGGGCAUUACUUCGUCGCACAAUGCAGACGUCAUAGAUCACAUUCACUCAGCUGAUUCGGAAGUGUUUACAACAUUAAUUUGUCAACUAAAUCAAAACGAAGCUAAAUUGUAUUCUGUCAAUACGAGGAAUCGCUACCAUUUACGUGAUUGGGUUGCUGGGUCCAACGGAAUAGUUCACUGAGCCCAGGGUACAAUGCGACCUCUCAGAGACGCUCAGCUGGGCGCCUUCACCUUCUUCGCCUCGGCUCUUCCUCAUGAUGUCUGCGGAAGCAACGGUUUACCCCUCACCCCCAAUUCCAUCAAGAUCCUUGGGCGAUUUCAAAUCUUGAAGACCUUCACUCACCCAAGACUCUGCCAAUAUGUGGACAUUUCCAGGGGAAAACAUGAGCGUCUGGUUGUGGUUGCAGAACACUAUGAGAGCAGUUUAAGUGAUUUCCAGAGACAGGGGAAAACAGCAAGCCCUGAAAUGGUGCUCAAGGUGGCCUACGAGGUACUGGAAGGCCUUGAGUUCAUGAACAAGCACGGCAUGGUACACAGAGCCCUGGCUCCAAACAAUGUGCUCAUGGACCACAAGGGGAAUCUAAAGCUGGCCAAGUUCGGCCUCUAUUACAUGACGGACCGUGGAGGAGACGUGGACUUUCCCAUCGGAUACCCGUCAUAUCUGGCCCCGGAGGUCAUCGCGCAGGGCUCCUUCCACGCCAGCGACCCCUCCAAUGAGGAGGCCCCUCUGCCCUCGGGGCCCAAGUCUGAUAUCUGGUCCCUAGGGGUCCUGCUCUUUGAGAUGUGUGCAGGCAGGCGAUUACUUCACAACAUUGAAAUAAGCGAGAGGCUGAAAUUCAUCUUGACCUUGGGAUGCAUGGAUGACAUCGUCACUGUCCUUGCCGAGGAACACGGUUGCCUGGAUACCAUAAAGGAUCUUCCUGUGAAUGUCCUGGAGUUAUUAAGGAAAUGCUUGAUUUUUCUCCCAUCCAAAAGGCCUACCCCUGCAGAGCUGCUGGGAGAUGAAGUGUUUAAUGAAAUCUCGUGCCUCUACAUGCCCUUCCAGAAGCCCCUCAGCCUGUUCUCCUCCUCCCUGCGCUGUGCUCAUCUGGAGCUCCCAGAGGACAUCAGCGACCUUUGCAAAGAGGAAGAGGACUACCUAUCGGAGCGGGCCAUAGACGAGGUGUACUACCUGUGGUGCCUGGCAGGAGGAGACCUGGAGAAGGAGCUCACCAACCAGGGCAUCAUCCAGUCCAAGCCACCCCUCUGCACGCUUCCAAAGUUCCUCCUGGAGGACGGGGAGUCUUUCGGCCAGGGCAGGGACCGCAGCUUUCUUUUGGACGACACCACGGUCACCCUGUCCCUCUGUCAGCUGAGAAACAGGCUGAAGGAUGUAGGAGGAGAGGCGUAUUAUCCCCUGCUGGAGGAAGAACAGUCCAGCCUCCCCCAGUCGGCCAGCAGCCAGGACCUGUCCACCACCGUCACCCUGCCCCUUAUCAUCCGGGAGAGAGACACAGAGUACCAGCUCACCCGCAUCGUCCUCUUCCACAGACUGCUGCAGGCCUACCCGUACAAAAGGGACUUGGUUUGGAAGGACGCCAGGGUAGACAUCCCGCCCCUGGUUCGUGGAAUGGCGUGGGCAGCCCUGCUGGGCAUAGAGGGUGACAUACAGGCAAAAUAUGAGGGAAUAGACAAGGACACGCCCAUACCAACCGACAGACAGAUUGAGGUGGACAUCCCACGCUGUCACCAGUAUGACGAACUGCUGUCAUCGCCGCAGGGUCACGUCAAGUUCAGACGUGUGCUGAAAGCAUGGGUGGUCUCCCACCCCGACCUGGUUUAUUGGCAGGGCUUGGAUUCACUUUGCGCUCCAUUCCUCUACCUGAACUUCAACAAUGAGGCCCUGGCCUAUGCCUGCAUGUCGGCCUUCAUCCCCAAGUACCUCUACAACUUUUUCCUGAAGGACAACUCUCACGUCAUCCAAGAGUAUCUGACAGUCUUCUCCCAAAUGAUCGCAUUCCACGACCCGGAGCUGAGCAACCACCUCAACCAAAUUGGCUUCAUCCCAGACCUCUACGCCAUCCCCUGGUUCCUCACCAUGUUUACGCACGUGUUCCCUUUGCACAAGAUCUUCCACCUGUGGGACACGCUGCUCCUGGGGAACUCGUCCUUCCCCUUCUGUAUCGGGGUGGCCAUCUUGCAGCAGCUUCGGGACCGCCUCCUGGCCAACGGCUUCAACGAGUGCAUCCUGCUCUUCUCAGACCUGCCGGAAAUCGACAUUGAGCGCUGCGUGCAUGAGUCCAUCAAGCUCUUUAGCUGGACACCCAAGAGCGCCACGUACCGCCAGCACGCCCAGCCCCCCAAGACCACCGCCGUCACCGACGGCAACGGCUUCGGGAGGCCGGGCACCUACUACUUCUCAGACUACCAGGACAUGCCCCGGACAGACCUGUCCCGGGAACCCCUGGCCCUCAGCGAGCUGAAGGCGGAGCUGUCCCCCCGGAUCUCGGCCGAGGACCUCAUCGACCUGUGUGAGCUGUCGCUGGCCGGAGGCGGGAAGAGGACCCGCGCCGGCCGGCCCAAGAUCGUGGCCGUGGACGUGCGGAGCGCCGAGGACUUCAACAGAGGCCACCUGUCCGGCAGCGUCAACCUGCCCUACUCCUCCGCCUUCGGUCCGGACGGGGAGCUGGUGCAGUGUCCCGGGACGGGCGUCCUGCACUCCUUCAGGGGACGGGUCAUCGUGGUCAUCAGCCACGCCAUGAAGAGCGGCACAACGUUUGCCUCCCAUCUGGUGAAGGUGAACUUCCCUCGCGUCUGCAUGCUGGACGGAGGGAUCAUCAAGAUGAGAUCCACUGGACUCCUGACCGUCCCCUCCCCCCAGAUAUGAGCCCACCACCCCCCUCACCCUGGUCCUGAAGACGGUGGUCCGCUGGACCCUCCAAGGUGGUCCCCUGAACCCAGACAUUCACACUCAGUAUUAACACAAGGGGAACGGUACUAACCCACUCUGCUGCCGUUCCAGUCUGCGUCGUCAUGAAUUCUUUGUUUUUAAAGUUGUGGUGAUACAACCCUCUGAAUCCACCCAGAGAUAUAGUGGUCUUGUCUGACCACUGAUAUCCAAAGAAAAGGUGUGUUUGGUUUUCUGAACUACAUCUGUUUUUUUUGGGGGGGGGGGAUCAUUUGAUCUAAGUCUAUUUCACUUCAGUUACGCGAUGCAAAUCCUCAACGUAAUGAUUGAUUUCUGAAAUGUAGGGAAAAGCCUAUUAAUGUGAAUCGUCUGGAGAAAGCUCUUCUUACGAGAAGGCCGGUUGGAACAUUCCUCAGGCUUCUCAGAUGCAGGAGGACCAAAGAGCAUCGUUCAUCAGGUGGUGACACCAUGACCUUUAUCAGCGGAUAAUGCCAGAUCACAUGCUCACCACAGCUGCUGAUAACGGCCCAGAAUGUCACCUUCACCCCAUGAAAAUUAGCUUAACGUGUUUUGAUCCUUGCUCUUUAUUAUUUCUUUCAUGAUAAUCAUGCCUCUGUAAAGAUUUUUUUUUAAUAAAACAUUUUUUAAAAGCUUA
This is a messenger RNA of Gadus morhua (Atlantic cod), 3546 nucleotides long. It is a transcript of the gene tbck, whose product is annotated as TBC1 domain containing kinase. The coding region runs from base 198 to 2870 and encodes 890 amino acids. Lineage: Eukaryota; Metazoa; Chordata; Actinopteri; Gadiformes; Gadidae. Gene Ontology annotation, molecular function: GTPase activator activity; protein kinase activity; ATP binding. The transcript has 26 exons. The record is from RefSeq and is a predicted model, not a curated record. Gene Ontology annotation, biological process: activation of GTPase activity; protein phosphorylation.